GCCAGUCAUCACACACUGCCUCCUGGUCUUGCUGAGGUACAGUAUCCAUUUGACCUCUAAUCAUGUCUGCUCAGUUUUGUGUAGCUUUGCUGGCUCUCUUCUCUCUGACUGCUGCAUCUGAUUCAGACUGUGAAGAGCUGCUUAAACCUCUGGAGGAUCGAAGCCAGGUUUCUGGAAAAUGGAUUUUCCAUGUUGGAACAACAUCCAAUGAGGAGUCCCGGAGGGAGCUUAAAACUGCCAGCAGCUCCUGGAUUGAAUCUACACCCAUCCCUGGUAGUGAUGAAAUGACCCUGCGCUGGGCAGACAGAAUUAAUGGAAAAUGUAUUGAAGGGAACCUCAAUACCACCACCUCCGAAAACUCUACCACAGUGAUAUUUCACAUUAAUGGCACCGAUUAUGAACACGUUGGGAAUUACCUGAAGACCUGUACGGACUGUGUCCUCUGGACAGACACCACUGUGUCUUCUGCCACCACGGACGAAACAAAAAAAACUAGAAACCUCUACCUCUUCACAAAGUCUGGGAAGCUGGAUGAUGAUGAUCUGGAGGUUUUCAAGAAACAGGCUGCGUGCCUCAACUUUGCUGCAGAUUUCCACUUUGGAGGCAUCACAGACCUGUGUCCUGAUGAGAAAGAGGCUGCCACUGAUGUAAAGGAAGAAGAACAAUAGAGUUUACACUCACCUACACCUCAAGACUAUCCUGAGACCUGAAGUUACACCAUGAGUCUAAUCUGUAUUCAAGUGAACUGUUGUUGAUGUUUUUUAGGUCCUAUUACUUGUAUGCAUCACAGAUGUCUUUAUAGAUGUAAAAAGAACACCUUUUCCAUGUUGCAGGAGGUUUAAAGUGAGACAAGACAGAUUACAGCUUUGUAAAGUCAUUUAUCAUAGUAGACUUGUUAUUUACAGCAGCUCCUUUUUUGUUGUGUGAAUAGAGAAGAGAGAAGUGAAUAGAUUUCACAUGUAAUAUCAGAUUCAUAAAUAACACUGGAUACCAUCAUCUAUGCAUUUAAAGCUUAUGUAUGUUGUUUGUAUGCUUGUAUUUUUGCAUAAAUGUAAUCUGUUUGCA
Molecule: messenger RNA, 1065 nt
Organism: Scomber scombrus (Atlantic mackerel)
Lineage: Eukaryota; Metazoa; Chordata; Actinopteri; Scombriformes; Scombridae
Exons: 7
Coding region: 63-668 (201 amino acids)
Source: RefSeq, a predicted model, not a curated record